Molecule: messenger RNA, 2430 nt
Organism: Oncorhynchus keta (chum salmon)
Lineage: Eukaryota; Metazoa; Chordata; Actinopteri; Salmoniformes; Salmonidae
Product: serine/threonine-protein kinase PAK 6
Exons: 9
Coding region: 390-2429 (679 amino acids)
Biological process (GO): regulation of MAPK cascade; intracellular signal transduction; protein phosphorylation
Cellular component (GO): cytoplasm
Molecular function (GO): protein serine/threonine kinase activity; ATP binding
Source: RefSeq, a predicted model, not a curated record
CCCAGGAGCAGGCAGCGGUGUAGCGGCACACGGACAAGUUGUUAGCCACGGAGGAAGCUGGGGAUGAAUCAUCCCCCAAAAAGAGCCAUUGAGAUGGCAGUGUGUGCGUCUGCCUGGAGGGAGGGACGCGUCAAGCUUUCUCAAGCAAGCAGCAGCCUGCAGUGUGUGCCUGCUUGAGAGCCAGCCCUCCUCGACUGUGUGUGUGUGUAUAUUCUUGUGUGAGGGUUUGUGUGACGGAGUGUGUAUAACGAGUGCUUGUGUACAGUGUAUGUGUGUGUGCACACUCUUGCUCGCAAGCCUCUGCCCUUCCUGGAGGAAAGGCUCUCCUUUUCAGCGAACCGCAAGGGCCGUCUUGACUUUGGCAAGCUGUCAGUCUUCUGGACCUGACGAUGUUUCGUAAGAAGAAAAAGAAGAGGCCAGAGAUCUCAACACCAAAGAACUUUGAGCACCGGGUGCACACCUCGUUUGACGCCAAGCGGUGCUGCUUUGUGGGCCUGCCGACCCAAUGGCAGAGUCUGAUAGAGAACCUCCGUAGGCCCAAGCCUAUGGUGGACCCCUCCCGGAUCACCUCCGUGGAGCUCAAGCCAAAGAAGACCAUCGUGCGUGGGAGUAUGAUCGGUCAUGGAGACUACAUCUCAACCAUGAUCUCCGACAUGAGCAGGUUGUCGGUGACCAGCUCCAACUCCCUGAGGAAGAGCAGCCCUUCGGCCAGGAAAAGGGCCCAGUCCCUGGGCAGGCUGGGGGAGGUGAAGGAGGGGGACACCUACCAGUAUGAAGACCUGGGAGAAGAUGAGCUGGAGCAGCAGCAGUGGAGAGACAGGGCUCAUAACAUCCACAGUGAGAGUGGGACGAGUAUUACCCUACAGCCGAACGGCGUUCUCCCCAGGGCCAAGUCCACCUAUGAAGUGAGCAUCAGCUGUCUGGAGGGACCCCUGGCUCCAUCCCAGCCAAUGCAAGUGCCUAUUAAAGGGGCUUAUAUCAGCUGUGAGGUGGGUAGCCCCACAGAGACACUGAUGGUUAAGAGAGACUUCCAGGUGCCCAGGGUUAUGCCACAAAAACAGAGGCCUAUCUCGUUCUUCUACAGCCCAGCCAUGGCUGUCCAGCAUACCGACCAUGGGGGUCGCCCCCCUCCGGAGUACAGCACCAACCUCUACAUCCACUCCCACAACAGCCCUGUCAGACCAUACUCCUCCUACGACCUGAAGGCAGAGUCGGCUCUGAGGCACCACCAGUCAGGCUUCCUACCAAGCACCACCAGUAGUCCCUUCAUGAGUGGCUUCAGACCCCACAGGAUGGUACACUCCUCAGCCAGCUACACCCUGGGACUGUCUCCCAACAUGGGCCUGAGACCCAACGGCCCUGACCCCUUUCUGAGACACUCAGGCUGCCCUAAUGCUCCCUUCCCCGGACAGGACAGCCCCUCCCAGCUCCGGCCUUCCCCCACCGGCUCCCUGGCCACCAGCCCUCUAGGCACAUGUUCCCCUGCCUUCAGACCCCCUCAGAACCCACAGAGGCCGCCACCAGACCCCCCCAAGGUGACCCAUAAACAGUUUAAGGCUGCCCUGAACAUGGUGGUGGACAAGGGAGACCCUCGGUCGUACCUGGAGAACUUUGUGAAGAUUGGAGAAGGGUCCACAGGGGUGGUGUGUAUCGCUCGGGAGAAACACAGCGGCAGGCAGGUGGCCGUGAAGAUGAUGGACCUGCGGAGACAACAACGUAGAGAGCUGCUUUUCAACGAGGUGGUGAUCAUGAGGGACUACCAGCACAGGAAUGUGGUGGAGAUGUUUAAAAGUGCCCUGGUGGAGGAGGAGCUCUGGGUCAUUAUGGAGUACCUUCAGGGUGGAGCACUAACCAACAUUGUGUCUGAGACCAGGCUGAGUGAGGAGCAGAUAGCCACAGUCUGUGAGGCUGUGCUGCAAGCCCUGGCCUACCUUCACUCCCAGGGGGUUAUCCACAGGGACAUCAAGAGUGACUCCAUACUGCUAACACUGGAUGGGAGGAUCAAGCUGUCCGACUUUGGGUUCUGUGCUCAGAUCAGUAAAGACAUCCCCAAAAGGAAGUCUUUAGUGGGAACACCCUACUGGAUGGCUCCGGAGGUCAUCUCUAAAUCACCAUACAGCACUGAGGUAGAUGUGUGGUCUCUGGGUAUCAUGGUAGUUGAGAUGGUGGAUGGAGAGCCCCCUUACUUCAGUGAGACCCCUGUUGCAGCCAUGAGAAGACUGAGGGAUGAGCCAGCUCCCACUGUACGGAACGCAACACAGGUCUCCCCGGUGUUGAAGAACUUCCUGGACCGUAUGUUGAUCCGAGACCCAGUGGAGCGUGCCAGCGCCACAGACCUGCUAGAACACCCCUUCCUCCUAAAGAGCGGCUCCCCGCAGUGCCUGGUGCCCCUGGUGGAACAGUACCGCAAGCGCAUGUCCCGCUGCUGAU